Molecule: messenger RNA, 5073 nt
Organism: Entamoeba histolytica HM-1:IMSS
Lineage: Eukaryota; Evosea; Mastigamoebida; Endamoebidae
Product: protein kinase domain containing protein
Exons: 1
Coding region: 1-5073 (1690 amino acids)
Biological process (GO): protein phosphorylation; signal transduction
Cellular component (GO): cytoplasm
Molecular function (GO): protein binding; protein kinase activity; ATP binding
Source: RefSeq, a predicted model, not a curated record
AUGACUCUUGCAGAUACAAAGAAAGAGAAACGAACAACAAUGAGUUUCAGAUUAACUGAUGCAUUUAACAAAAAGCCACAACCAUUGAAACAUUCAGAAACUAUGAUAAAAAAUCAAACACCUCAAAAACAUGAAAGAAGAGGAGUUUUCUUUGAAGUUGAAAAGACAGUGGUAUUUGGGACUCCAUUAGAAAAAUUAAAGGAGUCGCAGUGUGGUUUUAAAGGAGUGCCAUUAGUAAUUGAAGAUUGUUGUCAUCACAUUCGAGAUUGUGUUAUAUCAAAUAGAAAAUUCAUUAAUAAAUGGGAUAACAAACAAUUGAAUAAAUUUUUAGUACAACAUGGUGGGAAAGAAAUAAAAAAUCUUACAGGAAAAGAAAUAAUGACAGUAAAUUAUGAAGAUUUAAAAAAAAUGGGAUUCAGUGAAGAAGAAAUUAAGAAAACACUAAAUAUUAUUCAAGAAGAAAAGAAAAAUGUUAUUUCUUUUGAUGAUAUUCUUAAUAAUAAAUUUAGUUGUUGUGAAAUAAAACAAAUGUAUGAAUUAAUAAAAAAAUAUGAUGAAGGAAAACAUGUUAAUUUAUAUGAAUGUUCUACAGUUAAAAUUAGUAUGUUAUUAUUGAGAACAUAUUUUAUUAUGUUAGAACCAUCACUAUUUAAUGAAGAUUUAUGCAAAAAGAUUGAUUCAAUUUUCACUCAAUCAAAUAAUUCUGAUGGAAAAAAACAUAUUUAUGAACUUCAACAACAAUUAAUAGAUUAUAUUAAAGAAAGUAUUUCACCAACUGCAUUUAAUGUCUUUAAUUUAAUGAAUAAUUUCUUUUUGACAAUAGGAAAUCAUCCUAAAAGUUUGGUAUUAAAUGAAUUUAAUGAAAUAGUGAUUUAUUUCUUUGAAAGUUUUAAUCCACGGCAUGAAUUUGAUCAAGGAUAUCUUGAACUUAUUCCUAUAUUAUUAGGUUUGUCUAAUGAUGAUCAAAUUAAUUUAUUACCUCCAUAUCGUAUUGAAACAUUAGACCGUUAUGAUGGUGAGUUUGUUCAAUUUACUGUAAACAAUGUUAUUUGUCCAUAUUUUUUCUUUCCAUUAACAACAUUUAAUGAAUAUAAUACAGCUGGUUGGUUUAAAGGUAUAUUAUAUAUUACCAAUUAUAGAAUGUUAUUAGAUUGUGAUGAUACAUCAAUGCUAUAUGAUGUUUGUUUUACUCAAGUUCCAUUAAAUAAUAUUGGUUUUUAUAAAAUCACUAAAGAAUAUAUUGAAGGGAAAGUAUAUUCAGCAUUAAGAAUUAUAGCUACAGACUUUGGACAUUUAACUUUUUUUUGUGAAAAUAGAUAUAGUGAAGAACUAUUACAUUGUCUUGAAGAACAUAUUAUGUUUUUCAAUUUUAGUUAUGAACAAAGUAAAUUUAAUACAUUAGGAAUUAAAGGUAAAACAACAAAACAAUUAAUAACAGAAGAAAAUAAAAGACAGAAUUGUGGAAUAAUCCCAAAAGAAUAUAUUCAUAUUUGGAAAAACCCAAAUAGUAAAGUUGAAUUAAACAUUUGUCAAACAGGAAUGACAACAAAUAAUAAUUAUAUUCAAGUUAAUGGACCAGAUAUUCCUUUUGCUUCUUUAAUUGAAUUAAUUAAUAAUAACAUCGGUACUCCAAUAUCUGAUGAUAUUUUUAAUAAAAUGACACAAUUUGCUUAUCAAACAUUAGAACCUGCAAAAGAAAUUGCAAAAAAGUUAUUAACUCAAAGUGUAUUAGUGUCAUCAAAUGGAAUAGGAGAAAUAAAAGCAUUAUUAGCUAUUUCUAUAAUAUCAUUAGAUUCUUAUUACUUAUCAUUAGAUGGAUUUAUGGUAAUGUACCGUACAUUUUUUAAGUUUACUGAUACUUAUCAAAGAAUGGUAUUUUUAUGGAUGAUUUGGUUAAUAAUGAACCAACACCCACAAGUUUUUGGAUUUAAUUAUAACUUAGUUAAAACAUUAUUCUACCACAUUACUGCAUUACGAUUUAAUGAUGAUUUAUUACAUCAGUUUGUGUUAAAUAAUCGACAGUACUUUGCUACAAUUGGUAAAGUAAAAUUUGCAAUAUUAAAUGAUAUUAUCCCUCGUCCAUCAGAAUUAUUUUUCCAACAUCCUAGUAUCCAACAAUUACCUAAAAUGAAUCAACAAAUUGUUAUUAUGAAAAACACUAGUGCAUCUACAUUACUUCCUUUUACACCAACAACUAUUCAAACAUUAGAAGUAGAAAAUAAUAAGUUUUUUGAUAUUCCAAUGAAAGUAUUAUCUUUUAGUAAAUUAAAUACUUUAAAAAUGGCUAAUAAUAAGAUUUAUGUCCUUAGUGAUGGAAUUAGUUCAUUUCAUAACUUAACAUAUCUUGAUGUAUCAAAUAAUAACAUCAAGUGGUUUCCACUACUUGGAGUAAUCAAACUUAAAUAUCUUGAUAUUUCUAAUAAUCCAAUUACAACUAUUUCAUUUCUUCCUACUACAUUAACUACACUCAAUAUGAGAGGAUUAUGUAGAAUGCCUGAUUUGACUCAACAUUCUUUGAUUACAUUAGACUGUUCUGGAACAUCAUCUAUUUCAUCAAAAACUUUGUUUCAUAAUCUUCCUAAAACUCUUAAAGAAUUGGAUAUAUCUAGUAGAGGUAUGUUAUCAUUACCAAUUAAAAUAUCUAAAUUAACUUCAUUAACUAAAUUAAACUUAUCUAAUAACUAUUUAACUGUAUUUCAUCCAAGUUUCUUUGAAUUAGGAAUUAAAGAGUUAAAUAUUGAACAUAAUCAUAUCAAAAUGUUACCACCAACUUUUAAAAAGAUGCCUAUUGAAAAAAUUAUUAAAGAUGAUUUCUCUUAUGAAAAAAAGGUAAUUGAAAAAAGAGUUGUUUUAAUUGACAAUUCAACGGAAAUAUUUAAUUCACUUAUUCGACAAAGUAAACAUAUCAAUUGGAAUAUUAAAGAAGAACCAAGGUCGGCAAAGUUAAUAAUAAAAAAUAACAUUGUUAUUGAUUUAAAGGUAUUAGACCUAGAAAGUAUUGAAUCACAACCAUAUUUUGGAAUUGAUGCUCUUUACAUUAUUCAUAUAAGAGAAUCUAUUCCAUUCAGAAUAAUUGAUUUGUGCCAAGUUACUUCAUCACGUAAUUAUAUUGUAAUUUCUGAUAAAAUAAUUGAAGAUAUGACAACUAUUGUUUAUGAUGGAACACCACAAACUUUAAAAUCUAUUUGUAGAACAUUAAGAAAAUUUAUUGAAGACUUUGGAAAAGAUGAAAUAUCCUCUAACUGUUAUGAAAUCUUAAAAACAUUACAAUGUUAUGAUUUAUCUCCUGCAGUAAUGACAACGGCAUUAUAUCAAGAAAUUAUUUCUUCAUUAGAAAUGAAAGAAAAUGAUAUUAAUAAAGCUGUACAUCAAUUAGUUGAGAGAAGGCUAUUACACAGAAGUUGUCUUCCUUCAACUACCCCAAGAAAUAAACGAGGAUUACGUCCUUCUGUUAUUGAGGUAAGAACGAAUUAUUCAACUUAUUAUUCUGAAGAUUUUGGAUAUAUUUUAGUUGAUACUCUAAAUAUUUCACAUAUUGCUGCAUCACUACUUAUUCAAACAAAAGGUAUUUUUACUGCUCGAGCAUUACAAAGUUGUAAAAUGAAUGGAAUGAAAAAUAACAUGCAACUCAAUUAUAUUAUUAGUGUUCUUGAAGAAUAUUCAAUUGUUUUAAAAGUAAGAUUAGAUUUAGCAAAGAAUAUAGGAUGUGAAAAUGAAUAUCCUUUAUUACUAGAACAAGCCAAACAAGCUACUCUAGUGUCUCAAGACGUUUGUUCUAUUGGAAAUGAUAUUAUCUUAUUGUCAUUAGUUGGAGUUCCUUAUAUUGGAAAUUGGGAAGAACAAAAUGAUACAAUAAUUAGUUCACGACAAUAUACAUUUAACAAAUUUCCUUUACAACUUCAACAAUGCUUCAUAGCCAGUUGUGCAUUAUAUUUUGGAAUGCCAUAUAGCUUAUGGAGAAGUGGAGUUAUUUUUAAAAAAGAAAUCAGAAAUGAAGUUAUUGAUGUACUAAUUAAAUUUUCCACAUCAUCAUUUGAGGUACAUACACGAUAUCAUUUGAGUUCACUCCAAAUGGCUGUAGAUAAUGGAAAUAUACAUCAUUCUUUAGAAAAAUUCUUAGACCAACUAAUAUCUAUUUAUUUUUUGAAUGUAAAAUUUUCAGUGUCAUUAUUAUGUCCUCAUUGUCUCAAUCAUUCUAUUAAAAAAGAGGAUAUAACAAAUUCUUUUUUAAUUCAUGAAGAGGAUCAUUCUUAUAAUAUCCCAUUAAUUGCAAUGGAUUACUUUUUCUCCAUUCUUCCUCCUUCUCUUUCUUCUCCAACUCUAAUUAAAGAAAUAACUAGAGGUUCAUCAUCAAUCAUUUAUUUAUGUGUUGGAGGGAUUGUACUUAAACAGAUUAAUUCUGACUUUAAAUCUUUGAAAAGAAAUGAUGCUAUUCAUGACUUUAAUUGUAGAAUUCAUGAAUUUUAUAAUGAAGUUAUAUUUAGUCAAUACUGUUUUGACAAUGUAGGAAGAAUAUUGGGAUAUGUUACAGAACCAUUUGGAAUUGAAAUGGAAUAUUAUGAUGGAGGGUCUUUGUUUGAUCUUAUUGGAGACUUUACUCAACCAAUUCCAGUUCAUAGUAUUUUAGUUGACAUUGCCAAUGGAAUGAAAAAUAUUCAUCAAAUAAAUAAAUUACAUAGAGACUUAAAGAGCUUAAACAUCUUAUUAAAGAAACAAGCACCAAAUAUGUUCCAAGCUUUUGUAUGUGAUUUUGGUGAAAGUACAAUUGAAGGAGAACAACAAAGUCAAAUUGAAUGUCCAUUUUGGUUAGCACCAGAAAUCUUUAAAGGUGAACAAUGGACAAAGGCUUCUGAUGUAUAUUCGUAUGGUGUUAUUAUAUGGGAGGUAAUUACUAGACAACGACCUUAUGAGGGUAAGUUUUAUAAUGAAGUUAAAGAAUCAAUCAUAGAAGGAGAAAGAUUAGAAAUACCUAAAAAUUGUCGAUAUGAAGACUUAAUGAAGAAAUGUUGGUUAGAAAACACAGAGCAACGACCUUCAUUUGAAGACAUUUUAAACAUACUAAAACAACUGUAA